Aedes albopictus (Asian tiger mosquito) is the source of this 1053-nucleotide messenger RNA. Its product is annotated as misshapen-like kinase 1. NCBI's taxonomy places the organism in Eukaryota, Metazoa, Arthropoda, Insecta, Diptera, Culicidae. Gene Ontology annotation, cellular component: cytoplasm. Gene Ontology annotation, biological process: regulation of MAPK cascade; MAPK cascade; neuron projection morphogenesis. Gene Ontology annotation, molecular function: protein serine/threonine kinase activity. The record is from RefSeq and is a predicted model, not a curated record.
AGCUACGAUAACAAAUCGUCCUCAUCGAUUGGGACCACGACGUCCUCCGCCUCGACCGGAUCGACUCAAUCCGAAAGCGAGGAAGCCGUCCUGCUACGAGACUGGGAUUUCGAGCGUUUCUUCCCGUCCAAUGAACGUCCCCAACGGGCCUCCCACCAGCCCCAGCGUCACUCCAUGUCGGACAAGUCGUCCUCCUCGUCGCCGGCGGACUCCAACGGGCGCCUCAGAGCCAACGGCUUGGACAAGUUCCGUAAGGAACGCGAAAACAGCAAAACGUCCAACCUGGCCUUCGCCGAGAAGAAAAAGGUCGAAGAAAUGAACGCCCGAAUCCGGCUGGAGGAGCGAGUCAAGAGCGAAAUCUUCGCCCGCCAGUACCAGAAACAGCAAUCUCCUGGCAAAUCUAGUCCCGGUUCGUCCUCGUCAACCGCUGCCAACCAGUCACAACAGUUCCUUGCACCGCAAUCUCACAAACGUCAGGAGUCUGACUCUAAACUCUCGCUUAACUUUGUCCGGGGAUUCCGCCGGGAGAACUCGGACUUCUUUCCACUGUCCAAGCGCCAUUCGGCCAUUCUCGGCGAACAGCUCACCCCGAGCAGCGGUGGCAGCAGUUCCAAGCAAAUGUCCUCCAGUGCCAUCCAGCCGCAGCAACGUUCCAGUGCCAUAUUCCCGCGCAAUCGCAACAAAGGAGAACCCAUCCUAACGGACUUUACCGUCACGAAACGAGGCGACGGAGACGAUCUGCGACCUCGCACCCCACCCAGACCGUCGUCCGGUCAAACCAGUAGUGCACAGUCGGCGGCGACGCGGCAAGCGCCUGCCACACCCUCGGUACGGAAUCUCGACUUCCUGCGGCCCCGCCGGGAGAAAACCGAAUCGGUCAUCUUUGUACGCAAUUCGCCUACGCGGCAGCAGCUGUUCGACAGCCAGAACCGCGGUGGCGAGAACAGCAGUUUAGGAACCCCUGGCCAGCGUACGAGCAGUGUCCUACCGGAUCUGCUGAGUCAAGCAUCGCCGGCCACGCCGCCACGACAUGACAAAUCCGCCAGCGAAGAG